This is a messenger RNA of Juglans microcarpa x Juglans regia, 1129 nucleotides long. Its product is annotated as peptidyl-prolyl cis-trans isomerase CYP23. Bases 70 to 747 code for a protein of 225 amino acids. Gene Ontology annotation, molecular function: peptidyl-prolyl cis-trans isomerase activity. The transcript is spliced from 8 exons. The record is from RefSeq and is a predicted model, not a curated record. Lineage: Eukaryota; Viridiplantae; Streptophyta; Magnoliopsida; Fagales; Juglandaceae. Gene Ontology annotation, biological process: protein peptidyl-prolyl isomerization.
UCUUUUUUUCCACUGCCUUUCUCUAUCGACGGCAUUAAUUGAGAUCGGGGCUCCAAAUUGGAGCUGAAAAUGUGGGAUCAUAACGCAUGGCUUCUGAGCUUCCUCUGCGUCACAUUCAUGGCGGCUGGUGCGCUGUCCCAAGAGCCCCAGCUCGGUUCCGUUCGUGUUGUGUUCCAGACGAAAUAUGGUGACAUCGAAUUUGGUUUCUUCCCGACGGUUGCACCCAAAACCGUUGAGCACAUUUUCAAACUUGUUCGACUGGGGUGCUACAAUACUAAUCACUUCUUUCGGGUUGAUAAGGGAUUUGUUGCCCAAGUGGCUGAUGUGGUGGGCGGAAGAUCUGCCCCUAUGAAUGAAGAGCAAAGAAAAGAAGCAGAAAAGACAGUUGUUGGUGAAUUUAGUGAUGUCAAGCACGUAAAGGGUGUUCUUUCUAUGGGGAGGUAUGCUGAUCCCAAUAGUGCAGCAUCGUCGUUUUCAAUGCUUCUUGGAGAUGCCCCUCAUCUGGAUGGACAGUACGCUAUUUUCGGUCGACUUACUAAAGGUUAUGAGACACUGCAAAAGCUUGAGGACCUCCCUACUCGUCGUGAGGGUAUUUUUGUAAUGCCAAUGGAGCGCAUCACCAUCCUGUCAUCGUACUAUUAUGAUAUUGAGAUGGAGAGCUGUGAAGUGGAGAGGUCAAAUCUGCAAAGACGGCUUGCUGCAUCAGCUGUUGAAGUUGAAAGACAGAGAAUGAAGUGCUUCCCAUGAUUCUGCAAGCAUGAGUCAUUGAGUCUGAAUUCUCGAAGGGUUGCUACGAUUGCUAUGAAGUUCCCCAGAUAUUUGUGCUGUUGUAUAUGGAGUUUCGCAAAGAUCGGUUCUAAAGGCAGAGCUCCACGAUAUUUCCUCAAAAGCGAAAAACCUGUAUAUUAUUUAAGUUUAAAACAGGCCUAUGAAUAAAACAAAAAUCCAAGAAGCACGAACUGACAUUGCUCACUUUUGAGAAGAUCCUUCAGGUUGUAACUUGAAUCUUGUAGUUACGUGUAUAACAACAUGAAGGUGAUAAGUGGCCUUGGAGUUUGGGAUGGCCGAACGAAAUUGUUGGUGUUGGAACUUGGAUCAUUGAGUUAAAAAAUAAUAACGGAAGAGUUAA